This is a messenger RNA of Acanthamoeba castellanii str. Neff, 2481 nucleotides long. RefSeq names its product inorganic anion transporter, sulfate permease (SulP) subfamily protein. Lineage: Eukaryota; Discosea; Longamoebia; Acanthamoebidae. The record is from RefSeq and is a predicted model, not a curated record. The coding region runs from base 1 to 2481 and encodes 826 amino acids. Gene Ontology annotation, biological process: transmembrane transport. Gene Ontology annotation, cellular component: membrane. The transcript has 10 exons.
AUGACCGAAAGGAAGGGACCCAUCCCUCAUCUCGCCGAUCUGAAGCAGACGUCCUUCGCCAGCACGUUGGACAGUCUCUCGCGUCGCGGCCAGAACAAGGAUGAGGAAGGCUUCAUCAUGGCCGGCUUCGGCAUCAAGAAGGAGAAAAAGAAGAAGAAGCUGAACAAGCGCGAGAAGGAGUGGCGUGCGCGACGCGAGGGCCUCCCCAUCGAGGGCAGCAGCAGCAGCGGCACCAAGAACGUCACCUUCGCCACACCCUCCUCGCCCGCCUCCUCUUCGGGCCUGGCUACUUCGCGCCGCUCUUCCGAAGGCGAGAGCUCGCGCGAUUCUGAAGAGGCCGUGCGGAUCGACGUAGAGGAAGAUGACGAUGAUGAUGAUGACUCGUUCGCCCCCGCUCGCGGCCGCAAGGACGUCGACGAGAACGAGAAGGCGGCCCUCCUUCGCAUGCGAUUCAACUCUGAGAGCGAAGGGGUCGGCAGCGGCAACAGCAGGUACCCUAUGGACAGCGACGACGAUGACGACGACGAUGACGAUGACGAUGAUGGUGAGCGAAGCAUGAUGCGAUCGUCGUCGGCGCGAUUCGACCCUGCACAGCAGCAGGCCAACAAGAGCUGCGCCGCCGAGCUCGGUGAAUACAUGCAGGAAAUGGGCGAGGAUCUCAAGGCCAAUCUGGGCUACAUGAAGGACAGCCUUCUGACCAAGGAGGGCUGGCUCCUUACACUCAAGCGCAUUAAGGCCGAUUGGCGCGCCGCCGGUACCGUGGGCCUUGUGAAUCUGCCCCUCUCCAUCUCCCUUGCUGUCGCCGCCGACAGCGGUCCUGUCCCUGGCGUGUCCACGGCCAUCUGGUCGGGUCUCUUUACCGCCGCCUUCGGUGGCUGCGUCUACAACAUCGUCGGUCCCACCGGCGCUCUUUCCGGUAUCCUGGCGAGAAAUGUGUCGAUGUACGGCGUCGAUUCGCUGCCCUACCUGGCCAUCCUCACCGGCAUCAUCUGCCUGAUCGUGUUCCUGCUCAAGUGGGAGCGCUACGUCCUGCUCGUGCCUUCGUCCGUCAUGGAGGGCUUCACUGUCGGUGUCGCCUUCAUUAUCGCCCUCAACCAGAUCAACUUUGCGCUCGGUCUCGGACAAAUACCACGGCACGAAGAGUUUGUAUACAACGUCAUGGAAUCAUUCCGCUACGCAACCGACACAGAUCCGUGGUCGUUAGGCCUGUUCCUUUUGUCGGUGACGAGCCUGUACAGUCUGAUGAUGACCUAUCGCAAAAUCCCGUGGGUCAUCAUCCUCUGCACGCUCGGCAUCGUCCUCGGCUACAUACCCGCUACGGUGAUGUACGUUCGCCAAACCCGAGACAUGCGCUGGAAUGGAAUGCUCGAGUUCGUGUUGAUCUCGUGGCCCGAGUUCAAGCUGAGCUACAUCACCAUCGACUUCCUCUCGUCGGCGCUGUCGAUCUCGUUCGUCGCCCUGCUGGAGACCCUCAUCUCGGCCAAGAUCGCCGACACCAUGACCAAGACCACCUUCAACCAGCGCAAGGAGGUGUUCGGCCUCGGCCUCGCCAACAUCGUCACCGGCAUCGUCGGCGGCAUCCCCGCCACCGCCGCCUUGGCCCGUACCGCCCUCAACAUCAAUACCGGUGCGACGUCGCGUAUGGCCGGCAUCCUGCAGUCCAUCUUCGUGCUGCUGCUGUCGUUCUUCCUGCUCACCUACUUCAAGUACCUGCCGCUCCCGAUCGUCGCGGCCGUGAUCGUGAUCGUGGCCAUUCGCAUGGUGGACCACCACCACAUCGUGCGCUUCUGGAAGAUGGACAAGACCGUCUUCUUCCUCACCUUCUUCGUGGCCGCCAUCUGCGUGCUGAUCGAGCCCACGUCCGGCAUCGUGGUGGGCAUGGUGCUCGCCCUGCUCAUGUUCUCCGACAUGACCUCCCGCAUCCACUCGGAGCUCGUCAUGACCGACGACGACGGCAGCAAGAAAUUCGUGAGCGACAAGGAGAUCCAGGUCGGCGAAGUCGAGAAGUCCAAGCGCGAGCGGAAGAAGCAGCACCUCAAGGAGCUCAAGUCCGCCGCUGCCGACGAAGACCAAGAGGCCCAGCCCAUCGUGCCCCGCUCGGAGGUGCACAAGGGCAAGAACGCCGCCGUGUACCGUAUCUCCGGCCAGCUCACCUACAUCAACGGCUUCGCCCACAAGAAGCGUUUGCUGAUGUUCCGCAGCUGUGACUGCAUCGUCAUCUCGCUCCGUUACCUGUACUACAUCGACAUCGACGGUCUCGAUUCCCUGCACGAGGUGAUCGAGCAGCUCGAGAGGGAGGGCAAGCUGGUGCUGCUGUCGGGCGUCAACCUGGGCGUGUCGGCGCUCAUCUCCAAGGCCGACUGGUUCCUGCGCAUGGUGUCCGACGGCAAGGUGUUCGCCACCUACAUGGACGCCCUGGCCUCCAUCGAGGGCGGCGACGACGUCGAGCUCGGCAAGAUCGUCAACGUCCAGAACUUCUAA